This is a messenger RNA of Chiloscyllium plagiosum (whitespotted bambooshark), 1579 nucleotides long. RefSeq names its product aurora kinase A (gene aurka). Gene Ontology annotation, biological process: protein phosphorylation. Gene Ontology annotation, molecular function: ATP binding; protein kinase activity. The record is from RefSeq and is a predicted model, not a curated record. NCBI's taxonomy places the organism in Eukaryota, Metazoa, Chordata, Chondrichthyes, Orectolobiformes, Hemiscylliidae.
UAGGGCUGCCGUGACUUUGGGAUAAAAGGGGGGGUGAAAGAAAAACCAAGUGGAAGAGAAGGGCUUGGGGCUGGAAGAGCUCCCCACCCCGCGUCGGUUUACGUUCUUGACCGUUUGUCGGGAUUUUUGAUUGCAAAUGGAGAAAAAGGUUGCGAGCCAAAGAGGACAUGCUGGAAAGAUGCCAGCCUUGGAUGGUCCAAAACGUGUUGUAGAAGCAAAGCACAAUUCUCAGAAUCAACCACCUACAGGGAGUUUGUCAACACAAGUGGUAUCUGCUCCUAACUCAGGCCAGCAAAGUGUACCACUUCAAACGCGGGUUAUGUCUGCCAAUUCGCUUCCAAUCAAGCGUCCAGUGUUAACAAAUCAAGUGAAACAGGCAGUGCAAGUGCCUUCCCAACUGAAACCGAUUUGCCAGAAAGAUGGUCAACAAACUUGUGAACCUCCUAAAAAUCAAACUAGUAUACAACCUGGUGAGGUGUCGAGUGAUGGAAAGACUACUGCGAGUGCAUCAACAGAUUGUCAUAGUACAAGUGAAAAGAAAAAGAAAAAGCAAUGGUGUUUGGAUGACUUUGAAAUUGGGCGUCCACUUGGGAAAGGUAAAUUUGGAAAUGUGUACUUGGCCCGUGAACGACAGUCCAGAUUUAUCCUGGCAUUGAAAGUGCUUUUUAAGUCUCAACUUGAGAAGGCUGGUGUGGAACACCAACUCCGAAGAGAAGUUGAAAUCCAAUCACAUCUCCGACAUCCUAACAUUUUACGGCUAUUUGGUUACUUUCAUGAUGCUUCUCGGGUUUAUUUGAUCUUGGAGUAUGCUCCCCGUGGUGAACUUUAUAAAGAGCUGCAGCGAUGUGGAAAGUUUGACGAUGGACGAAGUGCUACGUAUAUAUCCGAGCUGGCUGAUGCACUAGUAUACUGUCAUUCAAAGAAGGUGAUUCAUAGAGACAUUAAGCCAGAGAAUUUAUUACUAGGAGCAAAUGGAGAGCUGAAAAUUGCAGAUUUUGGAUGGUCUGUGCAUGCUCCAGCAUCCAGAAGAGCAACAUUAUGUGGUACCCUGGAUUAUUUACCACCAGAGAUGAUUGAGGGGAAAAUGCACGAUGAAAAGGUUGACCUUUGGAGUCUAGGUGUUCUUUGUUAUGAAUUUUUGGUAGGCCACCCUCCAUUUGAAGCAGCAGACCGUCAAGAAACCUUUCGGAGAAUUUCUAAAGUUGACCUUAAAUUUCCAUCCUUUAUAAUGGAGGGUGCAAAAGAUCUGAUCACUCGGCUGCUGAAGCAUAACCCAAACCAACGACUACCUUUGAAAGAUGUGCUUGAACAUUUUUGGGUGGUUAAGCACUCCAUUAAAUCGGCCUCCCAAAAAAAGGAACCUGUGACACCAUCUGAUCCCAAUCUGUAAACCAGGAAUGUAAAGGACAUGUAUAGAUUGAGACUUGGCAGUGCAAUAACCAUUUUGAGUGGCAGCAGCCACCAUAUUGUCUGAUUGGAGUGCUGGAAUCUUUCUUCCUGUCAGCAGAUGACUCUGGCUAAUAGAGAAUUGGUGAAUUUCUUAAUUUACCUCUUUGUACAUGUUUAGAAUUCACAAUUU